GUAGCGGGCUCUUUGGUUCCGCAAGUGCUCUCACCGCCGUCACAGGUGGAGCGGCUUCAGUGUCCUCAAAUGCCGCGCCCAGUGUGCAGGCAAGACCUACGCGGCAGACCGACGAACCGAUGGACACCUCCACUGAAGCAAAGGAUGAGCGGCUAUCCACGAGGGACUACACGCAGCUUCCGGCGCAGCUGGAUCAGCGCUUUGACCAGCUUGAAACGGGUGGUGCGCUUCGUGCAGCCAUUCUCAGCCUGUCAGACACCUGGACCAAGAGGUCGCAAAAGGCAUUGCUGGCAGCCACGACCGAGACAUCCCUCGGGGCAGAUGAGCAGAAGAAGGAGAAGGAUGCAGCCUUUGACCUUCUCGAUGCACUCACGAAGUCUGGGGCGCUCCCCCUGGUGAACGCCAGCCUCCACGUGGUGGUGGCAGCCACCCACUGCUUCGACAAAACAGUAACUGAGACGGUCAUCCAGGACAACAUGAACCCCAUUGAGAAUGUGGAGCGUUCGGCUUUAAUCAUGGCUUCCACCAUCCAUCAGCAGCCUCUGGGUGCCUUGGUUCGAGCUUCGCAUCAGGCCAGACUGCGUGCCACAUCCCCAAGCCUCUUCCUGAUGCUUGGGGACUGA
Molecule: messenger RNA, 623 nt
Organism: Symbiodinium pilosum
Lineage: Eukaryota; Dinophyceae; Suessiales; Symbiodiniaceae
Source: the annotation of a GenBank genome assembly